AUGCGACUCUUGAACGUCCGGACACGCGGUUUCGAGCAGUUCUACGCCGAUGCUCCAGCAUACGCGAUCGCGUCGCACAGAUGGGCAGCAGCAGCCGAGACGUCCUAUCAAGAUGUGCAGAAGCACCGGAACACAGAGAAGGCAGGCUACAAGAAGGUGGAAGGGUUCGUGCAGUAUGUGAAGAAACAUGUCCCAGACGUGGAGUGGCUGUGGAUCGACACAUGCUGCAUCGACCAGAAGUACAGCGCCGAGCUAUCGGAAGCAGUGAAUUCCAUGUUCAAGUGGUAUCAGAAGGCCGUGGUCUGCCUUGCAUACCUUGUCGACGUGAGCGAUAGCGAGGAUGAGGAAGAGUUCCGGCGCAGCGAGUGGUUCAGACGCGGCUGGACCUUGCAAGAGCUGAUCGCGUCGCGGACUGUCAUUUUCUUGACGUCGGAUUGGCAAGUCAUUGGGCAUAAGGGGUGGGACAUGGGUGAUGCAAAAUCAUCACGACCUAUGGGCCGCUGUCUGACUCAGAGCGUGUCACAAAUCACAGGUGUUCCGGACGGCGUGCUGGACGACUCUCGCCGACUGGAGGCGUUCAGCAAAGAAGAAAAGCUCCGAUGGGUACAGGGCCGAAACACGACUCGCGAAGAGGACAUGGCAUAUUGCCUGUUCGGUAUCCUGGAUGCUCCCAUUGGCGCGAACUAUGGUGAGGGAGCAGAGCGAGCACGACGGCGUCUGUUGAAAGAGAUCGGACUUAUGGACGCAGAUGCGGCGCGACCAAAGCCGUCCAUGAACGUGCCCUUCCGUCGUGAGCCUGGAUUCAUCCCCCGCCCAACGUUGGCCGCUCAGGUGGAGGCAAGGCUGGCGCCAGCAGCCCGAGUUGCAUUAGUGGGCCUGGGUGGAGUUGGGAAAUCACAGCUCGCGAUCGAGCACUGUUACCGCGUGCACACGCUGCGCCCGGACACCUGGGUGUUCUGGUUGCAUGCGAGCAACGCAGUGCGCUUCGAGCAGAGCGCGCGCGACACGGCCGAUUUACUUCAGCUAUUCGGGCGCGAAGAUCCCAAUGCUGACGUUCUCCAACUACUUCGGAACUGGCUUCGCGAUGCGAGCAAAGGAAGCUGGCUUAUGGUACUCGACAAUGCCGACGAUGCCUCUUUUCUCCUCGAGCCGCCCACGGCCGUCGCUGAGACACGGCGUACGCAACAACGCAUCGACUUCGUCCCUUCUUGCGAGCACGGCUCCGUGCUCAUCACAUCUAGAAGCAAGAGCGAGGCGCUGAAGUUGGUGUACGAAGAUGAUGUAGUUCAUGUUAUGCCAAUGAACGAGGAGGAAGCACGAUCCUUGCUCGUAAGCAAAGUCAAAGGAGAGAGCGCGGACGACGGGAUACUUGUUCGAGCACUUGACUAUAUGCCGCUCGCCAUCGCCCAAGCGGCGGCAUAUAUACGAGAGCGAGGCCCGCGCUGCUCCGUGCAGCAGUAUCUCAAGGAGCUGGAGCAGAACCGCACAUCGAGAACGAGCCUCUUACGGCGACACGUCCCGCUUCCUAGCCGAGAUACAGAGGCGAGCAAUGCGGUUAUGCUCACAUGGCAGAUCUCGUUUGAGCACAUCCACAAGACGCAGGAGUCUGCUGCAGAGUUGUUGUCGAUCAUGAGUUUCUGCGACCGACUUGCCAUCCAAGAGAACCUGAUUCGUGCAGAUGGCGGGGACACGGAUCCUCCAGGUCAUUCUUCCACUUUCGAGGACGACAUUGUUACACUCCGAAACUUCUCACUAGUGUCUGAAACUCCGGACCCCCGGGAAUGGGAAAUGCAUCGGCUCGUCCAGGACGCGACACAAGUCUGGUUAGAAGAGCUCGGACGAUGCGAAGAAGCCUUUGGUCGUUUCAUUGAUCGUCUGUGCGAGGUGUUCCCAGACGGCGAUUUUGAGAACUGGGCUCUAUGUCGUACGCUGUUCCCACAUGCAACACGCGCGGCAGAGCGUAAACCAGUGGGCAGAGAUGCGCAGCUACAGUGGUCGACCCUACUAUACAGGAGUAGCUCGUAUGCUAGUGAGCAGGGAGAUUUUGCUGGGGCACUUAGCAUGGCGACUCAAUCUAUGGCAACUAGAUCCGAGCAGCUUGGCGACAAACACAGAGGGACUCUACGGAGCAAGGUGAUGGUCGCAAACACGUAUCGAAAUCAAGGACGGUGGACGGAGGCGGAGGAGCUUGAGGUAGAGGUAAUGGAGACGAGCAAGACGAUGCUCGGAGCGGUUCAUCCCGAUACUCUCACGAGCAUGGGGAAUCUCGCCUCGACGUACUGCAAUCAAGGUCGAUGGGCGGAGGCGGAGGAGCUUGAGGUGCAUGUGCUGGAGUCGAGGAAGACGACGUUCGGGGCGGAUCAUCCCGUUACACUUACGAGCAUGGCGGGCCUCGCAGCGACAUAUUGCAAGCAAGGACGAUGGACGGAGGCCGAGGCCCUCCAAAGUCUAGCAGCAGAAGGCUAUAAGACUAAGUACGGCCUGCAGCAUCCCGACACUGUCCUAGUUUUAUCGAAUCUUGCUUACGUACAGAACUUGAUGUCCCGACAACAUAUUAGCAACUAA
Messenger RNA from Cercospora beticola, 2565 nucleotides. RefSeq lists its product as uncharacterized. NCBI's taxonomy places the organism in Eukaryota, Fungi, Ascomycota, Dothideomycetes, Mycosphaerellales, Mycosphaerellaceae. Gene Ontology annotation, molecular function: protein binding. The record is from RefSeq and is a predicted model, not a curated record.